AUGGUUUCUCUUAAUGUUAGCCGUGUACCAAGAAACUCAGAGUUGUUGUGGUUACAAGCUCCGGAUAUGCAUCGCUCAUACAACAUUUUCCAUGAACGUAAAGUGACAAUGCCAAGAUGUAGAAAAAGUGAUGAAGGGCUAUCUGGAGUACUGAAGGAUGGUCAGCCCGCCAAAGUCCUUCAGCAUAUCAAGAAUGCUGGGUUUUUCCAACUCAUGAAGGCGGUGAUUCACAAACUUGAUCAUCCUUUAAUUAUCGCGUUGUUGGAGAGAUGGCAUCUAGAAACCAACACGUUUCACUUUCCUAUUGGUGAAGCAACUGUCACCUUGCAAGAUGUGCAGGUGAUAUGGGGUUUACCCAUAGAGGGACCAACGGUGACUGGUGAGUUGGUUUCAGAAACCCGAAAUGUUGAUUACUGGAACAAUCUGUGUAUGGAAUAUCUGGGUACUUUUCCUACAGAUGAAGUAGAUCGCGACAACUUGCAAAACGAUCAGAUCAAAUUCCACGCCUUAGCUGGGCGCAUUGAUUUCACCGACUUCGACGACGACGAUGAUGAGAUGUGUCUAUUCAUGGCUAGAAGGGUUAUUCUAGCUAUGAUUGGUUCGGAGCUUUUUCUUGAUCCUAACGCCUAUGAUGUUAGCAUCAGUUUGGUCAAGAACCUAGGAGACCUGAGCAAAGAAGGUCGAAAGAGCUGGGUUUCAGCAGCUCUUGCGUGUUUUGUCUAA
This is a messenger RNA of Erigeron canadensis, 723 nucleotides long. RefSeq names its product protein MAIN-LIKE 1-like. Gene Ontology annotation, biological process: meristem development; meristem maintenance. Lineage: Eukaryota; Viridiplantae; Streptophyta; Magnoliopsida; Asterales; Asteraceae. The record is from RefSeq and is a predicted model, not a curated record. Bases 1 to 723 code for a protein of 240 amino acids. The transcript has a single exon.